AUCGCUCGAAUUGUUCUACUCUGGGUAAACAAUCAUUUCAACGAUUUUGAAUGUAACGCUGACAUGAUGCAGCUGCUUGAUCGCUUCGAACAGGCGCUUGAACGAGAUCAGAUGCACAGCCAACAGUCUCUUCUGAACAUCGCAUGCAGCGUGAAGUCUCGCACAAGAACAGUGAUCUAUUCGCGUUCAAGUCGCGAGCAGCCUCUUUCACUGUCCGUGCUGGGCGGCAAAGAAAACGGCUCAUCCGGCAUCUUUGUUUCCGAUGUACAGCGUGGUAGCCACGCUGAGAAAAUUGGUCUCAAAAGAGGCGAUCAGUUGCAGCAAGGGAAUGAGGGAGCGCAGAGGGGCUCUGUUCCAUGUAUGAUAAACAUGAAUUCGCGACAGAAUGCUACCUCCAAUUUCCCCUAUUUACCUCCGAGUGGUGCCGGAAAUAAAACUUCGAUGAUGGAUAAAUUGCUCACAAUGCUGAAGAAUCUGCCGAGCUCGUUUCCGGACGCUGCUGCUGUAGCGGCUGAAUCAAAAACAUUAAACCCGACACGAUCGAAUUCACUGCGUGCAAGCCGCUCAAAUCCGGAUAUCGCUGGGCAUUCUCUUGGUCCAUCGCGCAUCCCAGCCAUGAAUAUUGCGCAGUACUAUCAGCCAGCAAGUAGCCCAUGUCCAGAGCACGUGUUAAAAGUGUAUCGCGCGGACCAGUCUUUCAAAUCUGAGCCGCUUGUGCCGGACGAAUUGGCUCCGGAAGUGCUCAAAGAAGCGGAAACUCAUUUGUUGCAGUUAAAUGCUCAAAUACUUGCCGCGCAGCUGACUCUGCAGGAGAUGUGGUGGGUAGCCACGGAAAUCUGUCGUGAGAAAGGCUUACAAAAAAGAACCAAAUUGGUGAAGAAGUUUAUCAAAAUAGCGCGCUAUUGCCGUGACUUUAGGAAUUUUAACUCGAUGUUUGCAAUAAUGAGCGGCUUGGAGAAGCCUGCUGUCCGGAGAUUACACCACACCUGGGAACGCGUUCCAAGCAAGUAUGUGAAAAUGUUCGAGGAUGUGCAGCAUCUGGUGGAUCCAUCCAGGAACAUGUCUAAGUAUCGUCAGCAUCUUGCAAUUGUGUCGCAAGAACCGCCUGUUGUGCCUAUUUAUCCAGUGCUAAAGAAAGAUUUAACAUUUUCUCACGAGGGAAACCCAACGUAUUGCGAAAAAUUGGUCAAUUUUGAAAAGUUACGAAUGAUUGCGAAGGCGAUUCGUUCGGUCACGAAACUUUGCAGUGCGCCAUAUGAAAUAAGCGUCAUGGCCCAGCAGGAACUUUGUUCAAUAACAUUUGAUAACACUGCAGUGAAAAGUGCGCAGCCUCGCCGCAAACUAUACGAGCAGGCGCUGAUGGUACGCAAAGUGAAAUCUUACCUUUCCAAUUUGAACGUUGUUGAAUGCGAAGCGCAACUGGAUCAGCUCUCGUACGACUGUGUCGAGUCGCCUCACGCAGUACAGAAGAUGCUUUCAUUGGCCCAGAACUCACGCUUAAAACAGCAAGGUACUGGUGUAAAUACGAUGAAUGUGAGCCCCGUGCAAUCUCCUUUGCUCUCCUCGAAAGGUGUUCGUCUGCGAAACACUCCUCUACCAGUGCGUCGCGUCCCUUCUAUAUCCUGUCAGCAUCAUACCAGUGGGCCGGUGGCUUCGGAAGUUCAGCCGGUUGACCUGAAUGCCGAAAGUAGUUCCGUAACAAGCUUAUACGCACCAAGACUUCACACCGCCGAAAGUCUGUGA
Molecule: messenger RNA, 1743 nt
Organism: Gongylonema pulchrum
Lineage: Eukaryota; Metazoa; Nematoda; Chromadorea; Rhabditida; Gongylonematidae
Source: the annotation of a GenBank genome assembly